AUGGCAUACCGCUCAUUAGUCUUGGGCGCCUUCGCCUCCACCUCUCUUGCCGCCAGCGUCGUGACGCCUCGAGAUCCUGUUCCGCCUGGAUUCGUCGCUGCCCCAUACUAUCCAGCGCCUCAUGGAGGAUGGGUCGCUUCGUGGGAAGAGGCUUACAGCAAGGCCGAAGCCUUGGUCUCGCAGAUGACCUUGGCUGAAAAGACCAACAUCACCUCAGGCAUUGGCAUCUUUAUGGGAAAUACUGGAAGCGCAGAAAGAUUGGGGUUCCCGCGCAUGUGUCUUCAGGACUCUGCGUUGGGUGUGUCGUCGGCUGACAACGUCACUGCGUUUCCUGCUGGCAUCACCACUGGUGCAACGUUUGACAAGAAGCUGAUCUAUGCUCGUGGUGUUGCUAUUGGUGAAGAGCAUCGCGGCAAGGGCACAAAUGUCUAUCUGGGUCCUUCCGUAGGCCCUCUUGGGCGGAAGCCUUUGGGUGGCCGCAACUGGGAGGGCUUUGGAUCUGACCCAGUUCUUCAAGCCAAGGCUGCUGCCCUGACGAUCAAGGGCGUUCAGGAACAAGGCAUCAUUGCUACUAUCAAGCAUCUGAUCGGCAACGAGCAGGAGAUGUAUAGAAUGUACAACCCCUUCCAGCCUGGAUAUAGCGCCAAUAUUGAUGAUCGGACUCUGCACGAGCUCUACCUGUGGCCCUUUGCCGAAUCCGUCCAUGCCGGUGUUGGGUCGGCAAUGACAGCUUACAAUGCUGUAAACGGGUCUGCUUGCUCUCAGCACAGCUAUCUCAUCAACGGUAUUUUGAAGGAUGAGCUUGGAUUCCAGGGCUUCGUCAUGUCUGACUGGCUGUCCCACAUCUCCGGAGUCGACUCCGCGUUGGCAGGUCUCGACAUGAACAUGCCAGGUGACACCAACAUUCCCCUAUUUGGUUUCAGCAACUGGCACUAUGAGCUCAGCAGAUCGGUUCUCAACGGGUCUGUGCCUCUUGACAGACUGAACGACAUGGUCACCAGAAUCGUCGCGACAUGGUACAAGUUCGGUCAGGAUAGGGACCACCCAAGGCCUAACUUCUCGUCAAACACCCGUGACCGUGACGGUCUGCUUUAUCCUGCAGCUCUCUUCUCCCCCAAGGGUCAGGUGAACUGGUUUGUCAAUGUUCAGGCUGAUCAUUAUUUGAUCGCCAGAGAGGUCGCCCAGGAUGCCAUCACCCUUCUCAAGAACAAUGGGAGCUUCCUUCCCCUGACGACUUCGCAGUCUCUCCAUGUCUUCGGUACUGCUGCCCAGGUCAACCCCGAUGGGCCCAACGCUUGCAUGAACCGCGCCUGCAACAAAGGAACACUUGGCAUGGGCUGGGGUUCUGGUGUUGCCGAUUAUCCUUACUUGGAUGACCCGAUCUCGGCUAUCAGGAAGCGGGUUCCCGACGUCAAGUUCUUCAACACCGACGGCUUCCCUUGGUUCCACCCUACACCGUCGCCCGAUGACGUUGCCAUCGUGUUCAUCACCUCCGAUGCUGGAGAGAACUCGUUCACUGUUGAGGGCAACAACGGUGAUCGCAACAGUGCCAAGCUGGCUGCGUGGCAUAACGGUGACGAGCUGGUCAGGAAGACUGCCGAGAAGUACAACAACGUUAUUGUGGUAGCUCAAACCGUCGGCCCUCUCGAUCUCGAAUCCUGGAUCGACAACCCUCGCGUCAAGGGCGUCCUGUUUCAGCACCUUCCCGGUCAAGAAGCGGGCGAGUCGUUGGCCAACAUUCUCUUUGGCGAUGUCUCCCCUAGCGGUCACCUUCCCUACUCCAUCACCAAGCGCGCCAACGACUUCCCCGACAGCAUCGCCAACCUCCGUGGCUUUGCCUUUGGUCAGGUCCAGGACACGUACAGCGAGGGCCUGUACAUUGACUACCGCUGGCUCAACAAGGAGAAGAUCAGGCCCCGCUUUGCUUUUGGCCACGGUCUCAGCUACACCAACUUCUCGUUUGAUGCCACCAUCGAGUCUGUCACUCCACUGUCUCUGGUUCCUCCUGCCCGUGCCCCCAAGGGCUCAACGCCGGUGUACUCGACCGAAAUCCCCCCCGCCUCAGAGGCGUACUGGCCGGAAGGGUUCAACAGGAUCUGGCGGUACCUCUACUCCUGGCUCAACAAGAACGACGCGGAUAACGCCUACGCUGUUGGUAUCGCCGGGGUGAAGAAGUAUAACUAUCCCGCUGGGUACAGCACCGCCCAGAAGCCCGGUCCCGCAGCCGGUGGCGGGGAGGGGGGUAAUCCUGCGCUUUGGGAUAUUGCUUUCCGUGUCCCAGUUACGGUCAAGAACACUGGGGAUACGUUCUCGGGACGGGCUUCGGUGCAGGCUUAUGUUCAGUAUCCUGAGGGGAUCCCGUAUGAUACGCCUGUUGUGCAGCUGAGGGACUUUGAGAAGACGAGGGUUUUGGCUCCGGGGGAGGAGGAGACGGUGACGGUUGAGCUGACCAGGAAGGACUUGAGCGUGUGGGACACGGAGCUGCAGAACUGGGUUGUGCCGGGGGUUGGGGGGAAGAGGUAUACGGUUUGGAUUGGGGAGGCGAGCGAUAGGUUGUUUACGGCUUGUUAUACGGAUACGGGGGUUUGUGAGGGGGGGAGGGUGCCGCCUGUUUAA
Podospora anserina S mat+ is the source of this 2616-nucleotide messenger RNA. RefSeq lists its product as uncharacterized. Gene Ontology annotation, biological process: glucan catabolic process. The transcript is spliced from 3 exons. Bases 1 to 2616 code for a protein of 871 amino acids. Lineage: Eukaryota; Fungi; Ascomycota; Sordariomycetes; Sordariales; Podosporaceae. Gene Ontology annotation, molecular function: beta-glucosidase activity. The record is from RefSeq and is a predicted model, not a curated record.